Messenger RNA from Lucilia cuprina (Australian sheep blowfly), 1214 nucleotides. RefSeq lists its product as uncharacterized. The transcript is spliced from 3 exons. The record is from RefSeq and is a predicted model, not a curated record. NCBI's taxonomy places the organism in Eukaryota, Metazoa, Arthropoda, Insecta, Diptera, Calliphoridae. Bases 613 to 1122 code for a protein of 169 amino acids.
AACUACUCGUAUGUGUUACAACGGUGUGUACACAUUAUUCUUUCUUAUCUUUCUUUCAUGGAUGUAUAGCCAAAAGUGAAAAUAUUUUGGGAACACAUAUUAACUACAUAAUUUAUAGAUAUUCAAACAUUCGCUUAUUUACAAAUUCCCAAAAAAAUUAAAAAUAUAAUAAUUGUUUGCGAUUGUAUACAAUAAAAAUUAAUUUUCCACUUGUGCAAUGGAGGAUUUUUGCCAUAAACUAAAUAUGAAUAUACACAUGUAUAUGUAAAUAAAAAUAACAUAUAUUAAAUACAUAUAUUUAUAUGUAUAGUUAAAAAAUAUUGCAAUAAAAAAUAAGAAUAUACAUAUAUAUCGAUAUAAAAUCAAAUAUGAAUACACAUUAAACAGUGAAAUAUUAAGAAAAUUUAAUAAUUUUAUUAUAUACAUAUGUAUGUGUGUGAGUUUAUUCUGAGUAGGGAGUGUGCACUUUUAUUACACAUACUGUAGUAGUUGUAUGUUUAAUGUACAUGUAAACUACAUACAUACAUGUAACUCAGAGUAGAUGUAAACAUAUACAAAAGGAGUGCGAACAUUAUAUUUACAUAUAAAAGAAAACUCCAAAGUAAAUGAAAGAUGGCGUUUUUAUUGCUUACAUUUUCAUUUGCCGCAAUUGCUUUCGAUUUUACGUGCGGAAUUAAAGAUGUUCCUUCUCAAAGGGUGGAAGCUUUAAGUGGAGAAACUAUAUAUCUUCCAUGUAACGUCAGUACAUACGAUGGCGACGAAGUGGUCUUAAUUCUAUGGUAUCGAGAAGACAAAGGCACCCCCAUAUAUAGUGUGGAUAUACGAGAAGGUUACACAAAAGCUAUCAAGCGAUGGUCCGAUGAAAGUGUGUUUGGAGAGAGAGCGUACUUUAUAUUUGACAAAGAACCUGGAACACUAUCCAUUCAAAGCACGAAGUUUGCUGACUCUGGAACAUACAGAUGUAGAGUGGAUUUUUUAAGAGCUCAAACCCGCAAUAGCAAAAUUACUCUCUCAGUUAUAGGUAAGAAUUUUUAUAAUAAAUUUUUAAUAUAUUAUUUUAGAUCAGAGAUUGCCAAAGCUAAAACUUUUAGUGUAUUAGUGAGAGAGAGUGAGUUGCACUGACAAAAAAGUUGAGUAAACUAAAGAAAAUUAAAAAAUUAUAGUAAAAUGUAAAAAUUAAAAACUCGUAGAUAUAAAAGUAAAAAUUGGAAAAA